AUGGUCCAUUUCACCGACCUUCCUUUUGAAAUUCUCACAAGGAUUCUUUCAUACCUGCUAUCUCAUCGUGAUAUUGCUGCCUUGUCCAUACAAUGUCGGUUCCUGCAUGCCGUCUGUGAUAUGGACACCCGCCGGAGAUACCGGCGCAUUCGCAUCACGCCGGAUAAAAAGAGUCUGAAUCGCGCAUUUGACAGGCUAUUCAAGAUAUUAAAACGACCUAGUCUCGGCCGACAUGUCCGUCGGAUUGAAUACAUCAAUUGUACAUCUUAUGAGACGGAACGAAUCUAUCCUCCGGGCUACGAGCGAGACCCAACCCCGGAAGAGACUCGGCUGUUACUCACUGCGUGCCAUGCAGCGGGCUUUGGACGUUCGGAUGAUGAUAAUCUGAUGGCGAUGCUGCUCCCCCCACCAGUAGAGGAGACUGAAUGGUCUGAGAAACAGCUAGCCUAUCAGGCACAAGCGAUGAACAUCGUGCUGGCGUUGACGGCUCUUCAUAUAUCAGUCUCACAAAACGUCGAAUAUCUGGCUAUUCCGGACCCUUGUUUCACAUAUAGUGGACCCGGAACUCCUGAAGAUAUCGUGUGCUGCCCGGUGUACCAGCUCAUCGAAAAUGUGCACGCCAACCCCGAGGAAAGACCAUUCUUACAGAAUCUGCGAACGAUCUAUUUACUUAAUGCACAGGGCAGUCCGGAUCCAGUUUACUCUCAGAACUACUGUUUUUUGGAUCUUCCCCAGUCCAUGGUUCUAUUCCAAGGGCUUCCUGCCAUCGAGUCUAUUAGAACAGAUAUCCUAGGUGCACCACAGAUUUCUAUUCUUUCAAUGCUAGAUCUGAAACCUGCGUACUCAAACUUUAGCAAGGUUUCUAUUCAACACUCAUGUGUCGAUUCCAGCUACCUUGCAACAGUAGUCACAUUUUGCAAGGUACUGAGAGAAUUUGAGUAUGGCCUUGGAGGAAAGUAUAGAUAUGGACUUGAAUACCCCGUGUUCAAUCCCAAGACCUUUAUUCAGGCGCUGCUGUUUCACAAGGCAACUCUGGAAACUUUAGAUGUCGAUAUUGACGCUAGCUGGCCUUUCGACCUGGAGGAAUGGGAUGAGGAGUAUGAACAGGAAAUAGAGAAAAUUUUUUGGCUCCUUCCAUACGACAUAUGGGAACAGAGUGGGUCCUUAAAAGACUUCUGUUCCCUGAAGCGACUCAGCCUCGGUAUUAAGUUCUUAAUGUACUUUGCCGAGGGAGUCAUCGCAGGAUCCCCGCGAAUGUGGCUGGGUGUGUCCUAUAGCCCGUGCAAGGAGGAAGGCGAAGAUUGCUUUAAUUUGGCAGAUCACUUGCCUCCCAAUCUCGAGUAUCUCACCAUUCGGGGGUAUAAGAGAGGGGUGAACAUGGCGCACGACGCCCAGGUUGAUGCUCUAAUUGCUCUCAAGGAAAACGCCUCGUCUAAAAUAAAGGAGAUUACUGGCAUCGAACAUCCGAUCCCAAAUGGCGAGGACUUUGAUCCUGAUGUGGACGGAAGCAUCCUAUGGCACAGAGUGGAUGAGGAGUGGAACGAUGAUUAA
Molecule: messenger RNA, 1551 nt
Organism: Aspergillus affinis
Lineage: Eukaryota; Fungi; Ascomycota; Eurotiomycetes; Eurotiales; Aspergillaceae
Exons: 3
Coding region: 1-1551 (516 amino acids)
Molecular function (GO): protein binding
Source: RefSeq, a predicted model, not a curated record